GUGGUCCUGGUCCUGCUGGUCCUGGUCCUGCUGGUCCUGGUCUCUGUGGUCCUGGUCUCUGUGGUCCUGGUCCUGCUGGUCCUGGUCUCUGUGGUCCUGGUCUCUGUGGUCCUGGUCCUGCUGGUCCUGGUCUCUGUGGUCCUGGUGUUGGGGCUCAGUGAGGACAUGGAGCGUCGUCAGAGUCUGGAGGAUCAGCUCAGGUGUCCCGUCUGUCUGGACGUCUUCACCGAACCACUCAUGUUACAGUGUGGACACUCCUACUGCAGGUGUUGUGUGCGAUCCAUGACGAUGGACUUGCUGGGACAGUUGCAGUGUCCCGUGUGUCGCUGUGCUGUGGACGGAGACAGUCCUCCCCCCAACGUCAGCCUGGCUCGAAUCAUUGAGGCUCUGCAGGAAGUGAGUGUUUCAGGUGGCGCUCAGCCGGAGUCGUGUCCUCAGCAUCACAACCCGCUGAGCCUUUAUUGCGAGGACGAACGGAUGGUGAUCUGCGGCCUCUGUGGAAGCAUCGGCGCGCACCGUGGACACAAAAUCACACCUGUGAGCUCCGUCUACAGCCGCAUGAAGGAGGACAUUUCCUGUCUCAUCACAGAGUUCCAGCAUCAGAAACGUAAAGUGGAGGAUCAGAUCUGUAAAAUGGCGUACAACAAGUCCAGGAUCACUAACGAGUCCGACGUGUUGAAGUGGGUGGUGAGGAAGGAGUUUGGCGAGCUGCGGCGCUGCCUGGAGGUGGAGGAGGCGGGGUUUAUGCAGCAGGUGGAGACGUCGGCCGCUGUCCUCAUCUCGUCCCUGCAGACCCAGACGGACCAGUUAAACCUGAACCUGAACCGGCUGCAGGAGGCCCAGACCACCCUGCAGGACCUGAGCAACGAGGGACACCUGGACUUCAUCAUGAAGUACGGAUCGAUCGCGCCGAGGUUCAGACAGAUUCAGGAGCUCCAGCAGAAGGAGGAGAGAAUCUUCAGCUCUCUGAACUUUAAAACUGGAUUUAACCACAACGACAUUAAACUCACCGUGUGGAAGAGACUGCAGAGGAAGAUCCUGCCAGCCCUGGAGCCUCUGAAGCUGGACCCUCAGACGGCUCACCCGAUGUUGGAGCUCCAUCACGGGGACACGGUGGUGGGCUGUGGCGCUCUGCUGCGGAGGCUUCCUGAUAAUCCAGAGAGGUUCAGUUACAGUUACUGCGUCCUCGCCAACCGCGGCUUCUCCUCUGGGAAACACUACUGGGAGGUGGAGGUCGGGAACAAACCGAAGUGGCGUCUGGGUUUGAUCAAAGGAACGACGAAUCGUAAGGCCAAGCUGGGGAAGAGUCCAGAGAACGGGGUGUGGCUGAUUGGACUGAAGGAUGGGGUUUAUGAGGCCUUCGCUACGCCCAGGGUGGUGCUGCCGUUGUCAUCUCCACCCUGCAGAGUGGGCGUGUUCCUGGACUACGAGGGCAGAGCUCUGACCUUCUAUAACAGCGACAGUCUGGACGAGCUGGGCUUCAUCUACAGCUUCAGGCUGGAGGUCCAGGGGAAAGUCUACCCGCUGCUGGACGUCUGUUGGCACGACCGCGGACACAACAAACACCUGCUGGUUCUCCUCCAGCCUCACAGGGAGCUCCUCCUCCCCCUCCCCCCGCCACAGAAACACGACAAGUGUGACGCCUCAGAAACACCACAGGCCUGAACCCAAAAUAAAGACCAGAGACAGAGUCCAGUUCACUGAGGUCAAACUGAAGUCUCAGUCAGAGCCGCAGGUUCAGUGAUCAGGUGUGUUUCAGGAUCAGGCUGAAAACUAAACAACAUCAAUGGUCCCUGAAAUUUCUGUUAAGAGAAAAAAAAAAAUAAAAGUGAACUCUAAACGUUCUCGACCAUCCAGACCUGCUCUGUUCCAGCUGUGCUGAAUGAUCAUUGGUCAGCAGGUAACGCCCCCUAAACACUGUGGGUGUGUUCAGAAACACUGGACUGUAAAUUCAGAGCACUGUUGGAAUGCACCAAUUCGUUAUUCAGAGCACCACAUUCUCAGAGCACCAAGUGGAGUGAACGUGUUAUGAACUUCACUGUUAAUUCAUGUAGAAUAAAACGCUCCAUUUCUUCACACAACAGGCCUCUCAUGCUAGUGUAGAGCGUCAGACUGGAUUGACAAACGUCUCCUAAAUAAGGGCAGGUGUGGUGCUGUGUGCAAAUACAGAUAUACACAUUUCCAAGGAUUAGAGAAAUGAAACCAAAAAGUCUGGAAGAAGAAGAAGUUCAGCGGUGGUGAGAUCAGUACUGCUGUUACAGGUGAAUAAACAGACACGAUAAAACAUCUGUGAAGCUGUAAAUGUGUCAGCAGCAGCAGCAGAGGAGGAAGUACUGACACCACACUGUAAUAAUACUCUGUCACUGGUAACAGUCCUGCACUGAAAAUGUUAUUUUGGCAAAACAAUGUAAGUACCAUCAGUAAGAAGUUUUUAAGUAUUAGAAGUAAAAGUACUCCAUGCAGAAAACUCUGAAUCAAUUGAAUAAAUUCAAGGAAUUAAAAGGAAAACAAACCGUCGUCAUCUUUGACAAGAUGUAACCAUGAAAUAUUUUUGUAUGAAAAAUGACUUUAACGAUUAUCAGAGUAGUUGCUAAUUAAUUUUUUUAAAUUAAUCGACUAAUCGUUUCAGCUGCAGUUUAUUUUCAUAAUGUCUGUGUACAAAAGCAAAAUAACUGUAGUGGAGUAAAGGGGGAAAUAUCUCCUGCUGAGGUUUAGUGGGGAGAAGUAAGACGUUGCAUUAGAUUCAAAUACUCAUGUAAAGUAAAAGUACCUCAUAUUUGUACUUCAGGACAGCACUUGAGUAAAAGUACUUAGUUACAUUCCAGCAGUGGUCAGCAGAGGGAUGCACAGUAACUGAAACUACAGUAACUGAGAUCAAGGGACAAAUAAAGUCGUAUCACUGACUCCUCUCACGUUAUUUGAAGACGUUAUUUUUUUUGUUCCUCGUCCGGUGACACAGCUCCAGAGACGAGUGCAGAGUCCACUCAAAUAUGUUGAGACGGUUAAAAGACAAUGAAGAGUUGACUCAGUCAUUUACAAAUGAUGAUGAUAAUGAUGAUGAUUAGUGAGAGAUUCAACAGUUUC
This is a messenger RNA of Epinephelus fuscoguttatus (brown-marbled grouper), 3084 nucleotides long. Its product is annotated as E3 ubiquitin-protein ligase TRIM50-like. The coding region runs from base 166 to 1665 and encodes 499 amino acids. The transcript is spliced from 9 exons. Gene Ontology annotation, molecular function: zinc ion binding; protein binding. The record is from RefSeq and is a predicted model, not a curated record. NCBI's taxonomy places the organism in Eukaryota, Metazoa, Chordata, Actinopteri, Perciformes, Serranidae.